GCGGACAGGCUGUUCCUUAAUGCGCAUGCGCGGCGAGAUGUGGCGGGCGUAAUAAGAGUAGUGCGGACGUAGUUCGCGUCCGUUGGUCAGCCCUGUAAAGGGGACUGUGAGGCAGCGCAAAAAUGUUCCCUUGAAUUACUAGCGAGCGAUCUAGUUCUCUCUCAACUGUAGAAAGAUGGACAGUGAGGUGCAGAGAGAUGGGAGAAUCUUGGAUUUGAUUGAUGAUGCGUGGAGGGAAGAUAAAUUACCAUAUGAAGAUGUGGCAAUACCACUGAAUGAGCUUCCUGAACCAGAACAAGACAAUGGUGGUACAACUGAAUCCGUAAAAGAACAAGAAAUGAAAUGGACUGACUUGGCUUUGCAGUAUCUUCAUGAAAACAUUCCUCCCACAGGAAACUAGUCUAUCUGUGAUGCUUCAAGCUGUAGUUUUUCUGCAAAGUGUUUCUGGCAACUCUUCAUCAGCUUAUGUUAACCUGUUUUAAGAUCAACUUUCUAGUCCUAAGUCAGUGAUCAGAUCCCUUGAGAUAAAGCCAACAGAGCCUUCACAGCACUAUAUAACUAGUGUAAUCAUUGACAAUUCCUUAAGGAGUUGCUCAGUUAUUAGGGUUUUUAAAAAAUUAUUUCUCAGUAUCAGGUAUUGUGAUAUCAACCAGUGAUGUGGAAUCUGAUCACAGUAGUACUGAACACUAACAAAAAUGUGAGUGAUUAAUGUCAGCUUCAGUUUGCACUUGGGUGUGAAGUUUUUUUUGUGUUGUGUGGCCUCUCCCCGUUUCUCUUGUUGUGUGGGGUCACACAACAUGCUGAAAGUAGAACCUCCAGUUCCCGGCAAGCACACUCCCAACACAAGCCGCAAGUUCUGGAGUGUCGUCCAAACCCAGUUUGGGUCCCCCGCACCACCCAACAUCUUUAACCUACAUUUUAAGUUGGAUGGCGAAUUUUGGGUGCAGAGGGAACUUGGCACUGGCAAUCCUGUUUGGCAGGUUCAGACGAAAUGCCAGGACUGGACUUGUGGCUUGCACCAAAAACUGGCGAUUCCGCUUCCGGCGUGUUUUGUGAAGUGACCCACUGUGUUGUACUGGACUUGGAGAUCAGGGUGGAAGAGACGGUGUGUGAACUUAUGAGUCUGCUGCACAGGAAGAUAUCUUCUGAAUGAGAUAAGAAUGAGGUGAAAGGAAUUGAACAUAAAUAUUUCUAAAGAGGAAAAAAGAGGCAGUUCUUGAAGUUUACAUGUUCUGAUUACAAAUUCUCCUCCCAUUGCCAUCUCAUAGUUUGUUUAACAUUUAUUUUCUCUGAUUUCUUAAUAUUAAAGAACAUUCUUAGUA
Molecule: messenger RNA, 1322 nt
Organism: Hemicordylus capensis (graceful crag lizard)
Lineage: Eukaryota; Metazoa; Chordata; Lepidosauria; Squamata; Cordylidae
Gene: ANAPC13
Product: anaphase promoting complex subunit 13
Exons: 3
Coding region: 176-400 (74 amino acids)
Biological process (GO): protein K11-linked ubiquitination
Cellular component (GO): anaphase-promoting complex
Source: RefSeq, a predicted model, not a curated record